AUGGUGUUUGAGCUGACAAUCUCUGAUUCCAGAGAAGAUGCCCUUGCCACCACCAUCUUGGAAACUGGCAUAGAAACCACCAACCCUGUUUGGCUUAGUGAUGUCAUCUUUUGGCUUAUGUCCAUCAUGAGCCCCAGAAAGGGAGCUAACCCUGAUGUUUUUCUUUCUUCCUGCAGAGGCCUGAAGGGCGUGAUUGUCACUCUGAGUGAUAACGGCCAUCUGCAGUGCUCCUACUUGGGUACAGACCCGUCUCUGUUCCAAGCCCCCAAAGUGGACUCUAGAGAAAUAAACUAUGAAGAGCUCGAUGUUGAAAUGAAAGAGCUACAGAAAACCAUCAGAGACGUCAACAAAUCCCCAGGUCCUCUGACGCUGUCUGAGAAAGAAGAUUUUCUGUCGGUUUUUGCCACCGUCUCCUCCACCCUGGACAGUGUGUCUCAAGCCACCAGCAAUGAAGUGGGAGCCGAAGUCGUCCCCUCUGUCACAGUGAAGGUCAUGAUACAGAGCCGGGUACCUUUGCAGAAAACCAAGUUGUCUGUUUAUAUCGAGCCACCAUUAGCAUCCACCUGUGAUCACUUCAUCUUUGAUUCCUUAGAGCCAGAUAUUCUGAAAACCUUCAGCUUGUCUGUGUUUCUGAAAGGAAAUUACCUGCCCUCCGAGCUGGACGGCACUGCCGUGGCCUCCUACAGCAUGACCACAGACCUCAAUCCGGAUGGUAUCCCUCGAGUUGUCCAGUGUAAAUUCAGACUGCCCCUGAAAUUGAUUUGCUUGCCCAGUCCACCUUUCAAAAUAGCGAUUCACAAACUCACGAUUGAUACGAACAAGCCUCCUAUCAGCCUCUCCAGCCUCUUCCCAGGCUUUGCUGAGCAGCUGGAUGACGAUCAGGGGAACGUGAUUGGCUUUCGCUUCAUAACUGGCUCCCGCGUCACUCUCCUUGCAUCAAAGACCUCUCAACGGUAUCGAAUCCAGAGUGAACAGUUUGAAGACCUUUGGCUUAUUACCAAGGAGCUCACUCUUCGUCUUCAGGAGCACUUUGAAAAACAGGGAAUCAAAGAUUUCACUUGUUCUUUCUCAGGGUGUAUUCCUCUGCAAGAAUAUUUUGACCUAAUUGACCAGCAUUUUGAGCUCCGAUUGAAUGGAGAAAAAGUGGAAGAACUGCUCUCUGAAAGAGCCAUCCAGUUCCGAGCCAUAGAGCGCCGGCUGCUGACCAGGUUCAAAGAUAAGAACCCGGCCCCUCUCCAGCAUCUGGACACCCUGUUGGACGGCACGUACAAGCAGGUGAUCGCCCUGGCUGAUACUGCGGAGGAGAACCAUAGAAGUCUGCUGCAGUCUUUCGCCAAGCUGAAGAGCGCCACCCACUUGGUGAUCAUGCUGAUCGGCCUGUGGCAGAAGCUCAACGCUGACCAGGUCGCCAUUUUGGAGGCCGCGUUUUUGCCCCUACAGCAGGAUUCUCAAGAGCUGGGCUGGGAGGAAACGGUGGACGCUGCGGUGGCUCACCUGUUGAAGACGUGCCUGUCCAAGAGCUCCAAGGAGCAGGCCCUGAACCUCACGAGCCAGCUGAACAUCCCCAAGGAUACGACUCGCCUGAAGAAGCACAUCAGCCUUCUCUGCGACCGCCUUGCCAAGGGCGGCCGCCUCUGCCUGAGCACCGAGACCGGGGCCCAGCAGACCAUCAUCAUGCCAGGUGGUUGUGCUACCAUUCCAGAGCUAGACCCGGAGGAGAGAGCGAUCGAGCAGGACCCGGGCGCCCUGUUCCCCAGUCCCAGUUCCCCGGCUGCCCAGACCCUCGAGCCAGAAUCUCCUGCCCCUGCCACAGUUCUGGAGUAAUCAAACUGGAGCCAUCCAAUUGGGCAGGAGCUGAGCCUCCUCACACUGGCCAGAUGUUGUCCGUGUGUGGCGUGCAGGAGCAGCUUUGGGGCGACCUCGGGCUCGGAGCCUCCUCGCCUCCACAAAGGGGGCUUUGGACAGCGGCGGGAGGGAGGACACCGACCUUAGAGCCCCGGGCUUCCUUGUCGUAUGUGGGUCUGGAGGGGAGCAUGUGGGACAAGUGCUUCACUGCCGAACGCUCGGGCCCAAAGGCUCCCAGUUGUUGUUAGUGAGCUCAUCCAGAAAAGGAACCACUGUUUACUAAAGCUACAAUGGCAUGGAUUUUAUUUAUCAUCCAAGGCUUGUGCUAGCUGACAUCUCUCCAACUUUCCCCUGUAAAAGAGAAAGAAUCCUGCGACUUCUCCCAUCCCUCCUAAAAUCUUAAAAGAAUCCUUUAAAAACACACAAACACAACCUCGAAUCUCUCCCUGGUUUAAUGCAUUCACCUCUCCUUGAAAGAGGCAAGUUUUGUGCUAUUCUAAGAAACGAACUUGCCGUGUUUUCAAGGUAUGGAAAGCCAGUCCACUUUUUCCAGGGCCCCCAUUUAUAACAGGGAGUCACACUUUAUAAUUAAACUUUAAUGGAUUCAGGAACCAGGGAACUUUCCUGCCAACUCUUUGGGGUUGAAGUGACAUGUUCAAAGCCAAUUUACUCCUGAGUAGACAUGUUUACACUAGUCUCGGACCCCCAGAAACCCCAUACUUUGGGGAGGGGAGUAUAUAAAAAGGUCCAGUAAAAAGUUCAUUGUUGAUCUUUUUUCCUAAGGAAUUGAAAACAAGAACCGACCCUAUUAACUAUUUGUUAUUACCAUUGGGUUUCUUUGAAAGAAGCAAAAGUUAUUUAAAAAAAAUAAACAUCUACAAUUAAAAACACGGCCCAAAGUGGGACAGCUCCAGCCCUCGUCGGCUUUAAUCGCAUCCAGCCCAUGACGCACGUACCGAAAAGCCAUGGCCCGUUUUGCCUAAUGUCGCAAAAACAGAACCUGGCUUGGCGAAGCCACGGCGGGGAUGGGACGUCAAAGACCUGUCCUGUUUCCUGUGGAGGGGCUUCUAUCUCUGUCUCUUUCUCAGGUGUAUCUAUGCAAACCUCGGCUCCCACUGCCCUCUGUGUCUCUUUCUUGUACCUCCCCCCUUGACUCUCUGGGGUGUCUGUCCUUCUGGAUGUGAUGCUUCUAUGUACACGUCUUUAUGUGUCCCUUUUCUCUUACUUUAACCCCCCUCCCACUCUCCUGCUCACCUGCCUGCAUCACAGUAGCCCCCAUUCCCGCCCAUUCCUUUCCCUCCCAAGUUAAUUUUCAUUAUAGCCCCCCCCCUCUCUCUCUCUUCCUCCUCCUCCUCCUCCUCCUCUUUCUCCUCCUCUUCCUCUUCCUCCUCCUCUUUCUCCUCCUCCUCCUCUUGCUCUUGCUAUCUCUUGCUCGCUCUCGCUCUCUAUCCCCAUUCCCCCUGCUCUCUCCCCAUACCCCCCCCAUUUAUGUUUUCCUUCUGCUCCACAUUUACCAAAAAGAGCUUAGACUCCUUAGCACAGCAUUCAAGGCCUUCCACAACGUACUUCUCUGUCUUUGCAGCCCUCGUGCACGCUUCCUUAAACUGAAGGUGUGCGUGGCGAUACUGUCCCCCACCAUCCUUGGGGCAAAGGAUCACCCUGCCUCCUGCCCCUUCCUCCCAAGUCAGGCCCUCUCUUCCAGCCCAGAGCUGUGGAUUUCGUCUCUCUGAGUCCGGAAUCUGCCCUGCCCUCAUUUUGCACUGCUUUUAUCAGCCAAUCAGCCCAACACUCCCAAGCAUUCUCUGAGUGCCCACUGUGGGCCAGACACUGCCCGGUGCCCGGGGGGGGGCAGAUUCGCCCGCUCCCAAGGAGCUCCAGCACCCGAGUUGGCGUUGGGACCCAUCAGGGUCCAGACAAAUGUCACAGUCGCUGCAUUUGGCUCCUCCUGCCGUCUGUCAGAGUGCCGUCCGUCCUCCAGAACCCAGCCCCGCUCCUUAAUGAUCCCCUGCCCCAUUCCGUACACUACCUUUGCCCCUGUCCUCUGUUUAUCUCACGUUGUUUUUUACUGUAGCCAUUUAUGUGUCUGUCCUGCCCCUUAAUAGACCAUUAGCUCCACGAGGCUCCAACUCAGGGAGUCUUUGCCUCUCUUCAGUGGAAGAAGCAGAAUAGAUCCAUAAUCAAUGUUUGUUGAAUGACUGAAUGAACGACUGUCCCAUUCACAUGGGCUAUGCGAUUGUCUAUUUCUAACCCCUCCCUCUCAUCUCUUUUCCCAGGCUAUAAUAUAGAACUGAAGUAUGUGGGUCUAUUAUUUGUUAAAUUUCUUUUUAAGCUCACUGUUCUUAAUUUCAAAAUGCAUGAAUGGAACAUUUUAUACUUAUUUUUAUCUGAAAAUAAAAAUAAUAUGCAUCCAACUCAGAAAA
Molecule: messenger RNA, 4265 nt
Organism: Antechinus flavipes (yellow-footed antechinus)
Lineage: Eukaryota; Metazoa; Chordata; Mammalia; Dasyuromorphia; Dasyuridae
Gene: BBS9
Product: Bardet-Biedl syndrome 9
Exons: 15
Coding region: 1-1824 (607 amino acids)
Biological process (GO): cilium assembly
Cellular component (GO): membrane; BBSome
Source: RefSeq, a predicted model, not a curated record